CUGGGGGCGGUGCGCGGGACCGUGGCGCUUCCGGCAGCGGGAGGCGGCGCCGAGCGGGACCGAACGGUUCGGGUAGCGGCCGGGGAGGCGGAUCUGGGACGAUGUCUGGGGAAGUGCCACCCAACAUUAACAUCAAGGAGCCUCGAUGGGACCAAAGCACUUUUGUCGGCCGUGCCAAUCACUUCUUCACUGUCACGGAUCCUAGGAACAUCCUCCUAACAAACGAACAACUAGAGAAUGCAAGAAAGGUCGUGCAUGAGUACAGGCAAGGAAUUGUUCCUGCUGGCCUCACGGAAAAUGAGUUGUGGAGAGCAAAGUACGUGUAUGAUUCAGCUUUCCAUCCUGACACGGGUGAAAAGAUGAUUCUGAUAGGAAGAAUGUCAGCUCAAGUCCCAAUGAACAUGACCAUCACGGGCUGCAUGAUGACAUUUUACAGGACCACACCAGCUGUGCUUUUCUGGCAGUGGAUAAACCAGUCCUUCAAUGCUGUUGUCAAUUACACCAAUAGAAGCGGAGAUGCUCCCCUCACCGUAAAUGAGCUGGGUACGGCUUAUGUUUCUGCUACAACCGGUGCUGUAGCGACAGCCCUAGGACUUAAUGCCUUAACCAAGCGCGUCUCACCACUGAUAGGACGUUUUGUCCCCUUCGCUGCCGUGGCUGCUGCUAACUGCAUUAACAUUCCGCUGAUGAGGCAAAGGGAACUCAAAGUCGGCAUUCCUGUCACUGAUGAAAAUGGCACCCGAUUGGGAGAAUCGACCAAUGCUGCAAAACAAGCCAUCACGCAGGUGGUCGUCUCCAGGAUCCUCAUGGCAGCCCCCGGCAUGGCCAUCCCUCCAUUUAUCAUGAACACGUUGGAAAAGAAAGCCUUUCUGAAGAGGUUCCCGUGGAUGAGUGCACCAAUUCAAGUCACGUUGGUUGGCUUUUGUUUGGUCUUCGCCACCCCCCUGUGCUGUGCUCUAUUUCCUCAGAAGAGUUCCAUGCCUGUGACAAGCUUGGAGGAUGAGUUGCAAGCCAGCAUCCAAAGGAGUCAUCCUGAAUUACAGCGCGUGUACUUUAACAAGGGCCUGUGAAGCCAGGAUCAAGCCCUGGAGGCUCCUCCUGCCAUCUGUGAACCUCCCGAAACCACAGCAGUGAGGAAAUCCCAUGUGAUGGGGCAUUCCCAGUUACAAAAGCCUCUAAAAGAUCUGCAUUAGAGUCAAGCUGCCCAUUGACAUGGCACCCAGUGCCAGUCAGGAGCAUGACAUUUGAAUCAUGUUGUAAUUUACAAACAUACCCUUCUGGUAGACUUUAAUGAUACCGUUUUUUCAAAGCCCUCACCUCGAGCUUUCAAAAGCACUGGUAGGCAUAGCAUAGGUGCUCCAGUUACCGGCCCAGUAAACAUUGGUUGUCAAUCAUUGGAAAGGUUACCCAUUUCAUUCCUACUUCUGUUCCACAGAGGCCUCAGCCGUGAAUUGGGAAAAUACAAAAGGUCUAAGACUAAAUAUACAAGUGUAAAUACUAAGGAAACUUUGUCUACAGUUUGGCAGUGGACCAGUCCAAAAUAGAUGGUGAUAAAAAUUGAGGUUCAGAGAGUAAACACUCCGUCCACCUUCCUAAAGUCAGCCACAGAGCAGGGUGUGAACUGGCCCCUGCAAUUACCAUGUGUUCACAGUACUCACUUCUCUUGGUUAACUUUCCAGUUUGUCUAGUAUUCUUAUAAAAUUAUUAAUUUGACCUCAAAGGUACUUUAUAAUCAUGAAUUUUCAUCAAAUAAUUAACUGAAAUGCACAGUGCCAGGUUUAGGAGUAUAUUCAGUACCAGUGCAGUCUGGUUUGUUGGGUUUUUUAGACAUGAAACUACAGUUCACAGUCCCUAUGUGCCUUUUUUUUUUCUUUUCUUUUUUUUUGGUUUUUGGUUUUUGGGGGUUUUUUUGGCUUUCAUGAAGAUACAAAGAUAAUAAAUGAACAAGUCAGCAACAGUGAAUGUUGUGUUACAUUCCACCCUGUUUGUUUGAAGACCAUGAAAUUAUGUAGCACAUCUGCAUCUCCAUAGCGAUUUUACAUGUUACGUGUUCAGUGUAGCUGAAGUCAUGUUGGAAGUAUGUAGAUGUUCCCUGUCAUAGACAAGCCACUUGUUACACUGAGUGUAAAUCAUUGUAAUUCAGAGAUUUGUAAGUGGGAAAAAAAAAUAUUAGAAACUAUCUAGUUUCUGUAGAUCUUUUUCCUGAUAAUGUGUCCAGAUUGAAUUUCCUCAUAAAAAAAAAGGUGUGCCUUGUGUCUGUUUCUCUGUUCUCUAAAAGGAUGUAUGGAUCUGAAGCUCUCAUCCCCCACCCCCACCCCAUGCUGCUGGAAUCUUCUGUAGCAUUGAAUGCCAAGCCACUUGAAAUGCAAUGGCUUCUUGUGACAUUCUGGCCUUGGACAAGCCUUGCUGCCAUUACUGCUAACAUUUAAAUGGUGGUGAGAGCCUGGAGUUCAGGGCUCCACAAGGUGCCUAGAGGACAUUUCUGUGUGAAGCUGCAGGCCUUGGGGUCCGCCCCACCCAGCUGGUCACUGAGCUGUUGCCCCAGUGCGUGUGGAGCUCUGAGAACGUGAAAACGCAGAUGGGAGACAGACAAAUGCCAAGUGUCCGCCCAGGUGUAGUGAGGAAUGAGCAGUGGGUGUGGAGCUGCCUCUUUUAAAUCUGUUUCUAGAAAUUCGGGCCUCUUAGUGCUUUUGUAUAGGAAUACUCACUGUGUGGUUUAAUCGUGGUUUAUUUAAAAAAAAAAAAAAAAGACAAAAGAACAAAUGAGUGAAAAUUGGCAAUCUUUGCUGAUCUUUUAAAAACACUUUUCUUCUGAAGACAAAGCCACAUGAAGUGCAAUAAGGUUGUAAGGUGACUAGUUAAUAUUUCUCUAAUGUGAGCUAGAGUUGCGUGUGUGACUGACUAGCAGCUAUCAGUAUUAGCGAGGUGUCUUGCCAAUGUCAGAGCCAAUGUGUCAUUUCAGUUUAACUGAUGAAAUGUCAAAUAAAUGCAGAAUGAAAAUAAACUUUGUCUUUGUUCGUAUGUGAAACAUGCAGUUGAGUGUUACAGUCUGUGGCGCCUUUCAUCUGCGCCUCACCAGUAACUCCUAAUGCCACAUUCUGUGUUCUUGCCAAUCUUU
Molecule: messenger RNA, 3118 nt
Organism: Peromyscus eremicus (cactus mouse)
Lineage: Eukaryota; Metazoa; Chordata; Mammalia; Rodentia; Cricetidae
Gene: Sfxn1
Product: sideroflexin 1
Exons: 11
Coding region: 102-1070 (322 amino acids)
Biological process (GO): serine import into mitochondrion; monoatomic ion transport
Cellular component (GO): mitochondrial inner membrane
Molecular function (GO): monoatomic ion transmembrane transporter activity
Source: RefSeq, a predicted model, not a curated record